AAAAGGAAAAGGGAAAAGGAAAAGGGAAAAGGGAAAAGGGAAAAGGGAGAAAAAGAGAAAAAAGAAAAAGAGAAAAAAGAAAAAGAGAAAAAAGAAAAAGAGAAAAAAGAAAGAGAAAAAUAAAUAAAGGAAAAAGACAAAAAAGAAAAGAAAAAGAAAAAAGAAAAU
Oenanthe melanoleuca is the source of this 168-nucleotide messenger RNA. RefSeq names its product merozoite surface protein 9-like. The transcript has 2 exons. Lineage: Eukaryota; Metazoa; Chordata; Aves; Passeriformes; Muscicapidae. The annotation marks the transcript as partial. The record is from RefSeq and is a predicted model, not a curated record.